Molecule: messenger RNA, 618 nt
Organism: Hyposmocoma kahamanoa
Lineage: Eukaryota; Metazoa; Arthropoda; Insecta; Lepidoptera; Cosmopterigidae
Gene: Bet3
Product: trafficking protein particle complex subunit 3
Exons: 4
Coding region: 1-618 (205 amino acids)
Biological process (GO): intra-Golgi vesicle-mediated transport; endoplasmic reticulum to Golgi vesicle-mediated transport
Cellular component (GO): TRAPP complex; cytosol; cis-Golgi network membrane
Source: RefSeq, a predicted model, not a curated record
AUGUCACGGCAAACUUCUAGACUUGACGCAAAGAAAGUCAAUUCCGAGUUGCUGACGCUCACGUACGGUGCUCUAGUAUCGCAAAUGUUGAAAGAAAUAGAUAGUUCAGAGGAUGUUAAUAAACAAUUGGAAAGAAUUGGUUAUAAUAUGGGCGUGCGAUUGGUAGAAGAUUUUCUCGCAAGAACCACGUCCGGACGUUGUUUGGAGAUGAGAGAGACUGCAGACAAGAUUCAGCAGGCCUUCAGGCUAUAUCUAAAUAUGCAACCGACGGUAACAAGUUGGAGUAGUUCUGGGGAUGAGUUUUCUCUUGUUUGGGACCAAUGUCCGCUCAGCGAGUGGGUGGAGAUGCCAAGCAAUGGGUUAAAGUACUGUGCAAUCAUACCCGGAGCAAUUAGAGGAGCAUUGCAGAUGGUGCAACUUGAUGUACAGUGUUGGUUUGUACAGCCGCCGCUGCUGUGGGUGUGUCGCGCGCGCACCAACCUGCUGCACAAUGCGCCCAUCAUGAGAGCGCUGCGUGCACUCAACGCGGUGUCAAACGACAUCGAUUUGUUCAAUUGUUCUCUGAAUGAAUUCGCACUGGCUGCAUAUUGUAAAAUUUCAUAUAGUGGUACAUAUUAA